Echinostoma caproni is the source of this 1266-nucleotide messenger RNA. The record is from the annotation of a GenBank genome assembly. NCBI's taxonomy places the organism in Eukaryota, Metazoa, Platyhelminthes, Trematoda, Plagiorchiida, Echinostomatidae.
CUGAUAAAAAUAUGCCUUUUUUCAUUCCCUUGCAUCCAAUUUAUUCUAGGCAAACCGAUCCAGUGCUGGAUCCCACAAGAAUUCACCCGCGGCUGGGAAGAAUAUGCCGAAAACUAUUGUUGGGUAUCCAACACUUAUUUUGCACCCAUUCAAAAUCGAUUACCCCCUGCUCCCGAUCGAGAAAUGUUGCUGAUUGGCUAUUAUCAAUGGGCUCCAAUUGUGAUGGCCAUCCAGGCAAUGGCCUUUUAUCUACCCUGCCUUAUAUGGCGACUUUUUAUGGCUCAGUCAGGCUUCAAUGUGAGACGUAUACUCCAAAUGGCCUGUGACAGCAAUGUGCUCUUGCCAGAACAUACGAUGAAAAACGUACGAUUUAUUGCUAGAUACAUGGAAGGAUGUAUUUACCGUCACACAUUCCGCGCGGGUACCGACGGUUCCGGGACAGGGUGGGGAUGUUGCGGCAAACGACAUGGCAAUUAUCUGGUCGUGCUGUAUUUUUUCAUCAAAGUUUUAUAUUUGACCAAUAUUGUCGGUCAGUUGUUCAUGAUGGAGAAAUUUGUUGGUAACAAUUACACAUUCUACGGACUACGCGUACUCAUCGAUUUGAUCAAAGGACGUGAAUGGUUUCAUUCCGGAAAUUUUCCCCGUGUCACAUUUUGUGAUUUUGAGGCAAAAAAGUUGGGCAAAAAUCACAAAUACACACUUCAGUGUGUCCUUCCGCUGAAUAUGUUCCUCGAAAAAAUUUAUAUUUUCCUCUGGUUCUGGCAUUGCAUGGUCGGACUGGUCACUUUGAGCAGUUUUAUCAUGUGGUUCUAUCGUAUGGGAUUCCCCAAUCGACGUGUGAAAUUUAUACGGAAAUAUUUGAAAAUUAUGUCCGUUCUACGUGACACAGACAAGGCCGCAUCGCACAAAUUUGUGGAGAACUAUUUGCGCCCUGACGGUGUGUUUCUGAUUCGGCUGAUUGCAAUCAAUGUGGGCGAUCUGAUGGCCGGUGAUUUGGCUUGCGAAUUGUGGCACAUUUAUCGACACAAACGUUUGCACGAAGCUGAGGAUCAGAAAUAUUUGGAUGCGACUGGUAUGCUCACGGAUUUUGUUUUACCCUACGAACCCGGAGCACCGGGUGCGGGCGAUAUUCCUUUGAAUGUGGCCGGCCGCAUGGUUGACAAACAUCCAGUUCCUAGUGCUCCUUUAACCAGUGCAAAUAAUAAUAAUAAUAAUCUUAGUAGUUCUAAUAAUAAUAAUAAUAAUAAUGACGAUAGCAUUGUAUAA